UAAAACAACAAUGUUGAUUUUACUUAAAUAUAUAGCUAUAAAUAGAAAAUCAUAAAAAAACUGACUCAGAAACUGAAGUGGUCUCGUAUUUUAAGGAUAGACGGUCUUCAUAUGGGAAAUAUGGGCGUUAACUUUAUCUGAGCAGCUGUACGUCAGUUAGCUUAGCAAGCGGUAGCUAACGGUUGUCGGUUCCCCGGGCGAACGCGUAUUUACACGGGUUUUGCUGCUAGGUCACAUUUAAUACCGUAAAGUAGUGGUUUAACACCUAUAAAUAUUCGUAAAAUCGUUUGAAGCGGUGAGUAGGUAGCUUAGCUAGCGUUAGGCUAGCUAGUUUAGCUAGUUAGCUUUGCUAAGCUAACUAGUUAUGUUAGCGUUAGUUAGGUAGUUAGUUGGCUAGUUAACUUAGCCAGGUUAGCUAGGUUAACCUAACGCGCUUUUAUAGGCUUUAGCGAAGCGAUGCUGCCCUCAAACUCAUCAAACCGGAUUAAACUGAACCGAAACGCGUUUAGACUUGAAAGCGGUUCAGCUCCGAAACGGCGGCGGGCUGUGGGCGAACCCCGCGACCCCCUCCUGGGCACGGAUCCAGCGUUAACCGGCUGCGGCCCCCGAGCGUCAUCGCCCCCCAAUGCGCGGGAGCCGGUCAGAGAGCCUCCGGGAGACACCAGCGGCGGAACCGGAGAGGGUGCUCUGGAUCCGUUCCGCUGCGGCGUUACUAACGACACAAACAACAACGAUACCGUGUCGGAAAAUCCAACGCAGCCACAGCCGAUUAGUUGCCAUUUGAGUUUCGCCUUGCGUUUCUCCGACGCAAAAAACGCAACGCGAAAGCCCAGCACCGGGCCAGGGACCGUGGCCUGCUACGUUAACGGUAAGGUGUGUGUGGAGUCCUCUCUGAGGUUUGGACCGGCGGAACCCAGCGGACUUGACCGCACACCUGAAGGGGAGCAGCGGGUGGUAUCACCGGUGCGCCGCGGGAGGGGAACGUCGCGGUGCACCCGCAGCUCCGGGGAUAAACCGACCCCGGAUACCCAAAUAAAGCCGCCGUGGACUCGAGCCAGCACGGCUGAAGCUUCAAAUUUGAAUAAGAAAUCUAAAGGGAAGAAAUGCUUCGAUUUAGUCACAAGAUUUGGUUCAGGGAGACACGUCAAACGAUCUGUGAGAAACCCAUGCUGUGCUUUGUGUGGCGAUGUAAAAUACACAGCUCCUGUUCAUAACAACCCAGCUGGUUUACGUAAACCAAGGCUGCGGUUCCCUGGCCUGCCACGAAGGCGCGAGGUGGCCAAGGUUCGUCCUGCAGCAGCACAAGCUAAGCAGAAAGGCACUCUUAUUUUCUGGUUCAAAGAGUAUCCCAGGGUGAACCUGUGUGACAUUGCCCGGGUGUUUGACGUGACUUCACAUGACUUUUCAUGUGUUUUGCCGGUGGUGAUGCACCAAAAUUGGGACCAAAAAAGAGACCACAAAAGUGUGCCAUGCUUAAAAACAGAAUUGCGGUCCCUGAUGCAACAUUAUUCCAGCGAUGAUAGCAAGUGGAUUGGCAGCCAAAUCUCAAAGGUGUGUGCCCCAACCAAUCGCUGUCCUUCUCUCUCGUCAGGUGAACGAGAUUCAGGAACUACUGAAGACCAGUCUGUUUUGAACACAGCGUUGGUUCAUGAUGAUGAUUGUCCUGAGACUUCGGAAAAUCCUGUUUCUAAGAUGUUCGACCAUAAAAGAAUGAGGCUGACUUCAUUUGAAAGAACUCCAUGUCUUCCCAUCGGCUGUGGGGAUGUAUUGCAUCCUGACAAGACUAAUGCAAACUUUGUAGAAGGAUCGGCCAUGGCUUCUGUGUGUCAGGAAGAAACGAUGGCUCCGGUGCCCAGGCUACCUCCUUUGGUACCAGAGUGUGUGACAGCUUGCAAUGGCUUUGGUUCUCCCCAAUCUUACCAUCUUACCUGCAAGCCUUCAGUUGACCAUAAGAACUCUACGGUUGGAGAGUCUGAUGCGCUUCACAGUCGUCUGAAUGAGAACGGUAUGAUUGAGGAUUCAGAUGAGGAAGUGUGUUCUCCUCAUUCAUUCUCAUGCCAGAGAACUCAAGCUUACCUAACUUGGACUCGCUUCUCCUGUGCCCGCACUUGCAGGUCUUGGCCAUUUCCCAGACGUGGUCCUCCUGCUGAAAUGAAGUCAGCUGUCCGGACUGGCCCUCGUUGGAUAACAACCUCAAGAACCGCAGAUUCCACAGACCAAACAGUCAGUGAUGUACAACCUGGUCUCCAACCCAAAAUGACCCAUGACUGUAUCACUGGGAAAAAUGUGAGAUACAGUCCUGUCAGGAUUCAAGGGUCAAGUAAUGAGCAAAGGCUGAACAAGAUGGAGACAAUUCCAGAGGAGGUUCAGGAGGCUCCAGCAGAGCCAAGAGAACAUCAGAAAGAAACAGGCAAAGCUGCUUCAUCUGAUCAUAGUAUGAAAAAAGAUGGAACCAUUGGAAAGAAUAUGAGAGAUUGUCUUUUCAAGAUGCUUGGGUCAAGUAUUAAAGGCCUAGUGGAUCAGAAAGAACAAGGACAGACAUCCUCCACACAGUUGAACAAGAUGGAGACAGAUGGAGAUUCUGAGCAGAAGUUGCUCCCUUUGGCCAAGUUUCUUGAGGGAACUGAAAAUGUUGAAAGGCUCGAAACUUUUCAAGCUCUGGAAAGUAUUAAAGACUGUGGUUUAAAACAAAGAACUCAGCAAACCUCACCCUCGGACCUCAGUAGGCUACAUCCUAGAGAAGACUCGUGUACCACCUCCACCUCUUCCUCACCCUCCAAGAUGGUAUGUUCCUCAGUGGAACCCCAGGCCAGUUCCUUGGUUCCAAUAAAGAAACACGGCUCUAUUUCUCCUGUAGAGAACACAACUGAUCCACUGUACCUCCUAAGUGCAUUAAAUCCAGUCAGUUCCCCAUCAAAGUCCAACAGCAAACAAAGCGAAGAUGAAACUUCUUCCCCAUCCUCGUCUCCUGCAUCCUCCUCUUUGUCUUCCUCUGGUGAGGACAACUCCACCAGUAACUGCUCUCCUGUACAAAGUUCUGAGGAAUCUGAGGUUGAUGCAGAAUGUUCAUCGCUACAAGAUGAGCUGUGUGAGAGCGGAAGGACUAACUCAAGCCCGUCCCCCUCUCGCUCGCCAGAGUUCUCUAUAGAGGCUGCUGAUGACAUGGAUGUUUUACGAGCCUAUGAGGAGGAUGCGAUCAUACUCGAUGUGAUUCAAGAUGACCCAGAUCUCUUUGGCGUUGUGGAAACAGCUGAAAGACUCACACAAACUCAAGGCCAAGUCGCCUUAAAAAAAGGAUAUACGGUGUCCUUGCAACCUGAGAAGACCAGUGCGAUCGGGAAUCGAAACAGGAUAGUAUGGAGUGAGCCAGAAAGUCCCAGGAAACUGACUGCUGAUUGCAGGAUGGGGAAUUCGUUUGAUUUUCACACAGUGGACAUUAGUGAACCAUCUCAGGGCUCCGUGACUCAACUCGGCAGGAGCUGGCUCCCACUGAAGUCAGAGCAGACUUAUACAGAUUACAACAAUAACCUGGGGGAGAGAUAUUCAGAUAUGAAUGCUGACAACGUGCUGAACAGCACUGGAUCCUCACGGCUGGUGAUUGAUUCAGGCAACAGUGUGCGUUCCACAGCUGGUUCAGGCUUCAGUGCUCCGAGAUCUUCAUCAGUCCAAUACUGUUAUUAUUACUUCAGUGAACAUUACACUUGCAGGAAAAACUUCUGCCGGUACCUUCAUUCUGCCAAGGCUGAAGACGAAAAGUUUUGUAUGGACACUGUGCUGAAGUUCUGCCGUGCUGGAAACCCUGUUGUUCUACAGCGAGCUGUGGCAGUGCUGGUUGAAUACUACAUGACCAAUUCUCCUGGUGUGAGUUACAAUCAGAGCAUCGUGAACUCUCUGCUGUCCUGCCUGCUGAACCUGGCUCUGAUAGGAAAAAUGCAGUCCGUCAUCAACACUCUUCUCACCCAUAAGAAAACCCCUCCUCCUGACCUCAUUAUGGCACUUUAUGAACGUGUGAGGGAACGAGGACUGCUCAAAACUGUACCUGAGCUCAUCCUCCUCACGUCAAAGAUCAUAGAUGCAGGGUGUGUGUUCACGGUUAACCAGUGUGAGAUGAUGCAGUCUCAGCUUCAGAUGCUGCAGGUGCCCGGACAACAGAUGGAGAUAUUCCAAGCUGUCAAAUGCAGAGCUCUGGCCACGAACCCGCAGACUGCUGAAGUGUCGGUGCUGGCUCAGGCUGUGGUCCAAGUAGAGAUGUAUAAGGAGCAGGAGAACUGGUCUGAACUGGCGAGAGUAUUCUGCAGGGUGUGUAACGGUCAUUACAGUGCAGGAGAGGUAACACGGUUCUGCUGCUGCAUCACUGUCGUACUGAUGACAGAAUCUAAAGACAAACUGACUCUGCCCUUCGAACCGUUCGCUGAGUCCAUAUGUGAGAAGGAGCCGCCUGGUGGACUGGUCAGAAGCUUUCUGGGACGGGUGGGAGUCUCACUAAUGUUUAAAUAUUACAGAAUCCUCGACUGGGCCAAGGGAAUGAAGGUGGUGCUUGCAAUGUCCCGACUGCACGUGGAGUUCUCCACCCUUAAAGGGCUUUUCAGCAGUGAGGAGUGGAUGUCUCGUUGUAAGCUCAUCACCACAGCCACAGAACUCUUCCUCAACAGCGGGAGCAUCGAGGGAGCGCUGAACGUGCUGCGAGCUGACGAAUGGUUUGUGAGUUCGAGCGUCUGGCCUUGUGAGGCAGGAGAUGUGGAGAACCGGAAGAAGGUUUUGACUCAACUAGCUGGGAAAACGUCAUACAGAGACACACUGGAAGUCCUCAGCAAUCUUCCUGGACUCAGCAAGCCACUCGAUGGUGUUCAGGUGGGUGAGUACUGCAGUGUUUUUAACACUCACCUACGGAAGUGUGUGAUGAACCAGGUUUUGCCAGUUGCUGCGGACACUCUUGAAUUCAUGUUAACACAGGGAAUCCCCCCGGACACUACGCAGCUUCAAAACGUCAUCCACAAACUGGGCAAGCAGAACAACUGGAACCGGGCCAGGGCUCUGUUUAAGCGAGCUCGUUCUGCAGGUCAUUACAGUGAGGUGGGGUGCGGGACAGAUUCUUUGGCCUUGCCGUGUUGCCUUAAUGAGAUUGAGAUGACUCUGGCCUUUGAGAUGUUCAUUACUGGUGUUGGAGCUACCUUUCAAAAUUUCAGCGAUCCUUCCCAGCCUCUGCUCAUCACACUCAAACGGACCUCUAGUGGUGAGGCGGUGAUGGAGAGUCGGUAUUUAGCCACCGGCUGCUGCAUGCUCUCCGCUGCAAAGAUCCCCAACCCCAAACUGAGCAUUCGCUACAUGGCUGUAAAUCAGGACCAGGAGCAGAUCUUCCACCUGGACCGUGGAUCUGCUGCCAAGUGGCUCUCUCACAACUACACCUGGGCACAGGAGAUGUGGGCAAGCUAACAUGAGCUAGACCCUGACCAAGAACAGAAGUUUGUUCAUUAGAAGCUACCUCUUCAAAGAAUGGCCGGAUUUGAGCGUUUCUUCAUCUUUGUUUUACGCGUAAUUGAAAGGAAUCUCACAGCUUGCAGUUAAGAUGUUUCUAGACAGUAAUAGACCAUAAUACAAAAAUUAUCAUUCCAUCAAAAUGACUGUUUAGACAGUUUACACUGUUUACACUUAUCUGUUCCAAAUUGUACUGUUCUUUUCUACAGUAGACUCUACAUGACGUCCUCAGCACUUAUUAAGAUUACAUAUCUACACCAAUAAUAAAGUCCAAUCUGAAACACUACAUACACACAUGGACACAUGGAAGUUAAGGUGGAAAUUUAGCCCCAGUGUUUUAUUUUUACCAGGGACCAAAAUUGCAUGUUUUUCUAUUAACAUGUUUAACGGGCUUUUCCUCCUUAAGUGUAAUUAGUUGUUUUCUUCUUUGCUGUACAUUUUAACUUCCUUUAAAAGAUUGAUUUGUCUUUGCUCUUUGUUUAAAAACGUUAAUGUGUCAGAUGCACAACAUCUAAAAAAUAUAAAAUGCAUCACGGAUCUAAGACAACUCUGAUGAUCAUCAUGCUUUGCAUGUUUUUAGACCGUAUGCAGUUUGAGUUUGUUCAGUUCUCAGAUUUCUGUACAUGUUUCAAAAUAAAUAAAUAAAUGAUAAAGAGCAAAA
This is a messenger RNA of Astyanax mexicanus (Mexican tetra), 6136 nucleotides long. It is a transcript of the gene topaz1, whose product is annotated as testis and ovary specific TOPAZ 1. The coding region runs from base 457 to 5433 and encodes 1658 amino acids. The record is from RefSeq and is a predicted model, not a curated record. NCBI's taxonomy places the organism in Eukaryota, Metazoa, Chordata, Actinopteri, Characiformes, Acestrorhamphidae. The transcript is spliced from 19 exons. Gene Ontology annotation, biological process: spermatid development; spermatocyte division.